UUUACGGCGGCGCUUUGCGGUGGCGAGGGCGGCGGGCGCGGGGCCGCCAUGGAGGGCGGCGGGAACUCCAAGGGCACCGGGCUCGGCGGCCUCUUCGGCGCCGGCGGGCUCGGGUACUCGCACGCCGACCUGGCCGGGGUGCCGCUAACUGGGAUGAGCCCUUUGUCACCGUAUUUAAACUUGGACCCCAAGUACCUAGUACAGGAUACAGAUGAGUUUAUCCUGCCCACAGGAGCCAACAAAACUCGAGGCAGAUUUGAGCUGGCCUUUUUUACCAUUGGAGGAUGUUGUAUGACAGGGGCAGCAUUUGGUGCACUGAAUGGUUUAAGACUUGGCUUGAAGGAAACACAGAAUAUGGCAUGGUCAAAACCUAGAAAUGUACAAAUUCUAAAUAUGGUGACACGGCAAGGAGCGUUAUGGGCAAACACUCUGGGAUCACUGGCUCUACUUUACAGUGCAUUUGGAGUCAUCAUUGAAAAAACACGAGGUGCAGAAGAUGACCUGAACACUAUAGCUGCUGGAACCUUGACAGGAAUGCUAUACAAAAGCACUGGUGGAGUGCGCGGGAUAGCACGAGGCGGGAUCGCAGGCCUGACGCUGACUGGCCUCUACGCCCUGUACAACAACUGGGAGCACAUGAAGGGCUCCCUAGCCCGGCAGUCCCUGUGAGCAGGGCAGAGGACACGCUUGCUUAGUCACCAAUCAAAUCAGUUGUGAGAUCUA
Messenger RNA from Vidua chalybeata, 723 nucleotides. Its product is annotated as mitochondrial import inner membrane translocase subunit Tim23. Gene Ontology annotation, biological process: protein import into mitochondrial matrix. Bases 49 to 669 code for a protein of 206 amino acids. Gene Ontology annotation, cellular component: TIM23 mitochondrial import inner membrane translocase complex; mitochondrial inner membrane. The transcript has 7 exons. The record is from RefSeq and is a predicted model, not a curated record. NCBI's taxonomy places the organism in Eukaryota, Metazoa, Chordata, Aves, Passeriformes, Viduidae. Gene Ontology annotation, molecular function: transmembrane protein transporter activity.